AUGAAGGGCUACGAGCCCAGGAUCGCGGACCGGCCUGUCUUGACGGAGGUAUCCAUCAACCCCAAGGCGGAGGAACCUAAGAAGGACGAGGGACGCGUUGUUUAUGAGGUCACAGUGGAGGAAGAUAUGUUGAAUGCAGGCAGAAUACUGCACGGGGCCUGUAUCGGCCAACUCAUUGACAACUGUUCUACAAUGCCCAUAUUCCUCAUGGGCCUCGCCAAGAACGGUGUCCCAGAAAUGGGAGUAUCGCAAGCCAUAAACAUCUCCUAUCACUCUCCAGCCCUCCUAGGAGAGAAACUCCGUAUCGUAAGUACCACCACAGUGAUGAACAAGCAAGCGCUAUCGGCCAACUGCGAGGUGUGGAACGUCACCAGCAAUAGGCUCGUUGCCUCGGGAACGCACACUAAGAUGGUCGCUUCAACGCCCAGGAAUGGCGAACCUGCGAAGCUCUAG
Messenger RNA from Coniophora puteana RWD-64-598 SS2, 453 nucleotides. RefSeq lists its product as uncharacterized. NCBI's taxonomy places the organism in Eukaryota, Fungi, Basidiomycota, Agaricomycetes, Boletales, Coniophoraceae. The transcript is spliced from 5 exons. The record is from RefSeq and is a predicted model, not a curated record. Gene Ontology annotation, molecular function: fatty acyl-CoA hydrolase activity. Bases 1 to 453 code for a protein of 150 amino acids.